Messenger RNA from [Torrubiella] hemipterigena, 531 nucleotides. The record is from the annotation of a GenBank genome assembly. NCBI's taxonomy places the organism in Eukaryota, Fungi, Ascomycota, Sordariomycetes, Hypocreales, Clavicipitaceae.
AUGUCGGGUGUAAAAGAUAUUGUCCCCGAUCUCGAAAGACUGGAUUCCCAAUUGGAUUCUCUUGAGGAUGCCCUACAGCCUCUCUUUGAUGGCCUCGAUGACAUGUCGCAGCUUCCGCUGCUAGACAAGGCAAAGUUAUAUUCUCUGACUGCCUAUGCUAUCGAGUCGUUAUUAUUUUCCGCACUGAAGCUUGAAGGCGCCGACGCCCAGAAUCAUGCUGUAUAUGCAGAACUCAAGCGUGUCCAACAGUACUUUGGCAAGAUUAAAGCCGCAGAAGAGCCUGCAGGUCAACGCACAACAUCCGUCAACCAGGAGGCUGCUGCGCGCGUCUUGAAGGCUGAUCUGUCCGAUAACAAGUUGCUGAGCAGUAGACUAGCUGAAAAAAUUGCCGAGGAAAAGGCCAAGGCUCUGUUGAGAACCUUUGACAGCAAGAAGCGAUCUGGAGACGAUACUCCCUCUGGAUCUGCCGAUGAGCAGGGCAACAAGAAGCAGAAGCAGAAGCACCGUGGUAAAAGCAAGAGCAAGAAGUGA